AUGAUUGUUCAAGUCUUCUUGCCUUCUUCUCUUUCUUUCUUCUUUCAAUCCUUUUCUUUCCCCACCCUUACUCUUAGGUUAGGCUCCUGGAUAUUCAAGUUGGGAUAUGUUGGUGUUGAUGUGAGUGUUGGUGUGGAUGGGACUUUGGAAUUGGUGCAGUGCCUAUAUAUUUUCGCAUUUUUGGUCUUUUUGUCUUUUCAUGUCUCUCUUAACAGAUCAGUAGGCAACAGCAACAUCAGCAGAAUUACGCGGGACACCAAGUGUCACAUUCUUACUGGAGACACCGGCAUAAUGGAAUGUAUUGAGCAUUAUCUGCAUAGCUGGUUCACCAAUUGA
Molecule: messenger RNA, 336 nt
Organism: Suillus bovinus
Lineage: Eukaryota; Fungi; Basidiomycota; Agaricomycetes; Boletales; Suillaceae
Exons: 6
Coding region: 1-336 (111 amino acids)
Source: RefSeq, a predicted model, not a curated record